Molecule: messenger RNA, 2622 nt
Organism: Cutaneotrichosporon cavernicola
Lineage: Eukaryota; Fungi; Basidiomycota; Tremellomycetes; Trichosporonales; Trichosporonaceae
Exons: 8
Coding region: 1-2622 (873 amino acids)
Biological process (GO): transmembrane transport
Cellular component (GO): plasma membrane
Molecular function (GO): oligopeptide transmembrane transporter activity
Source: RefSeq, a predicted model, not a curated record
AUGGCCGACCUUGGCCCCAAGAUCCCGUCGGAAGAGAAGGAUGUGGUGAACUACAUAGAGCAAGUCGAUGCCAACGAGUACGAUGGUGAUAUCGACAAGGCCAACCUCGAGAAGGGCGACCAUGCGUCCGAGCUCCUCGCCUCUGGCCAUGUACAGGUGACCCCAACCGAGCUGGCAAACCUCGAGGCUCAGCUGGACGACAUGCCCGUCGAUAAGACCAAGAAGGUCCUCACUGACAUCUACAACGUACACAAGCACGACCCGCGUUACGACCCGAAGACACUCGAGCGCAUCAACAUGUUCAUCAACGAUGAAAGCGUUACGGGCAACCCCGACCUGUACGGCCAGCUGAUCUACGAGAUGCGCAUCUUUGCGCUCCUCGUCACCGUCAGCAGCGCUUAUGCUGAAGUCCGCGCCAUCGCAUCGGACAAGGAUGACCCGAGCCUGCCGUCGCUCACGCUGCGUGUGUGGGUAAUCGGUACGCUGUUCUCCGCGAUCGGCUGCGUGAUCAACACCGUUUUCACACUCCGCUACCCCAGUAUCAGCAUCGGCCAAAACGUCAUCCAGCUUCUCGCCUACCCCCUCGGCGUGCUGUGGGCCAAGUUCCUGCCCGACGUUUCCCUGUUCGGCAUCCGCCUCAACCCGGGUCCCUUCAACCGCAAGGAACACAUGCUCAUCACCGUCAUGUCUGGCCUCGGUAUGUCGUGGCCACCGACCCAGCACCUGAUUUGGGCACAGGCGAUGCCACAGUUUUUCGGCCAGGAAUAUGCCCGUCUCCCAGGUUACCAGUUCCUCGGCGCUCUGGGGACCAACAUGAUCGGAUUCGGAUUCGCUGGCAUCACCCGCCGCUUCCUGGUCUACCCCUCAUACUGUAUCUGGCCAGCGUCGUUGGCGACCAUCGCGCUCAACAAUGCGCUUCAUGAGGCCGGCUCGGUUUGCACACCCGUUCGUGGCCCGUUCCGCUCGACGUGGCGGGCGUCCAUGUUCAAGUGCUUCUGGGUCGUUUUCGGCGCGUACUUUAUUUACUAUUUCUUCCCGGGAUACAUGUUCCCCAAUCUGACAAUUUUCGACUGGAUUGCAUGGAUCAAGCCGACCAACGGAAAGCUCGUCGCGAUCACCAGCGUCAACUUUGCCGUCGGCGUCGGCUUCAACCCGUUCCCAACUCUGGAUUACAAUUUCCUGAGCAACGCAGGCGGAACGGUACCGAUGUUCGUAUACUGGAAUUUCUUCAUUGGAGUUACCGUGGGCAUUCUCGUCGCCAUCAUUUUCUGGUUUAAAAACUUGUUCAAUUCGGGUUAUCUCAUGAUCGACUCGCCCAACACGUUUGACAGCAAGGCUAAACAAUACAAGGUGGCCAAUAUCGUCGACAAGGCUGGCCGCCUUAUCCCCGAGAAAUAUCAGCAAUACUCUGAACCGUACAUGAGCGCCACGCGCUGCGUGCCGAACCAGACUCUGCUUACGUCUGUUCUCACCCACACGCUUCUGUACAACCGUUCCGAACUCGUGGUCGGCUUCAAGAGCAUGUGGAAGGAUGUGAAGCGUUGGGUAUCCAAGGUCCGUGGUAAACAAGUCGAAGAGGAGGAGCGCGUCCAUUUCGGCGACGACAUCCACUAUCGCCUCAUGCAGGCAUACCCCGAAGUGCCCGAGUGGUGGUUCGUGUUGAUUGUGCUCAUCUCGAUGGUUCUCAGUUUCGUCUGCUUGGGCGUCUACACCGAGGUCUCACCCGCUGUUGUCCUGAUUGCCCCAAUUAUUACCCUCAUCUUUCUCAUCCCCAUAGGCAUUGUGACUAGCGUUUCCGGUCUCGAGCCCAGCCUGAACGUCAUCGCUGAGCUGAUCGGUGGGGGCCUCGCGGGCGGCGACACCAUGACGGUGCAGUAUUUCCGCAUGUUUGGUUCCGAGCCCGUCUACCACGCCCUCAUCUACGCGAAUGACCUCAAGUUGUCGCAUUACGUCAAGAUUGCACCCCGACACAUGUUUUGUGCGCAGAUUUGGGGUGCGCUCGUCGGCACCGUCGUCGCCGUUGGGCAAUGGAACUGGCUCAUGGACGUGCCGGGCAUUUGUACUCCCGAUGCGCCUUUCCGCCUCAUUUGCCCGGCCGCACAGGGUGACUACUCCAGCUUCAUCUUCUGGGGAACGCUGGGCGCUAAGCGCCUCUUCGGGCCCGGCGGCCGCUUCACACUCCUCCUCAUCGGUUUCCCUAUUGGCAUCGCCUUCCCAAUCCUCAUAUUCUUCCUCAAGAAGCGCUUCCCACGCUCCGAGAUCCUCCAGUCGACGCACCCGCUGCUCGCCACUCUUGCCUUUGCGUGGGGUGGUUCCUGGGGUACAUACGUCCCUGGCAUGUUCAUCAACUACUUCUCGUGGAGCUUCCUCAAGCGCAAGUACCUCGAGUUCUGGACGCGGUACAACUACGUCAUUAUCGCGGCACUGGGGGCGUCCAUCUCAAUCAACGCCCUCAUUACAUUCUUCGCCCUCGUGUUCCCGGGCAUCGCGUUCCCCACUUGGUGGGGCAACCCCGACAGCCAGCCGGGGUGCAUUGGUAACUGGACCAAUGCGGCUUGUGGGCUGUACAAGAUCGAUCCCGCGCGCGGCUUCUUCGGACCCGAGCCCGGCAACUUCAUCUGA